This is a messenger RNA of Pogona vitticeps (central bearded dragon), 1554 nucleotides long. It is a transcript of the gene PPIC, whose product is annotated as peptidylprolyl isomerase C. The record is from RefSeq and is a predicted model, not a curated record. Gene Ontology annotation, biological process: protein folding; protein peptidyl-prolyl isomerization. Lineage: Eukaryota; Metazoa; Chordata; Lepidosauria; Squamata; Agamidae. Gene Ontology annotation, cellular component: cytoplasm; intracellular membrane-bounded organelle. Gene Ontology annotation, molecular function: peptidyl-prolyl cis-trans isomerase activity; cyclosporin A binding.
GUGUCAGCAGGGGAGGGGCCGCCGGGCCGGGGGAAGCUGCGCAGGCGCCUGGUGGGGCCCUUGGCCGAACCCAGGAGGCAAGGAAUGGGGAGCGUCGGGGCGCGCUCGUGCUGGCCGCCGCUGGCGUUCCUGUGGCUCUUCUUGUGCCUUGGGGGCCGCUUCCCCGGGGCCGAGGGCUUCAGGAAGCGAGGACCCACCGUGACCGCCAAGGUAUUCUUUGAUAUACAGAUUGGUGGCAAAGAUGCUGGAAGAAUUGUAAUUGGCUUGUUUGGGAAAGUAGUACCAAAGACGGUAGAAAACUUCGUAAAACUUGCAACUGGAGAAAAAGGUUUUGGGUACAAAGGAAGUAAAUUCCAUCGUGUGAUCAAAGAUUUUAUGAUUCAGGGAGGUGACUUCACAGCUGGAGAUGGCACAGGAGGAAUGAGCAUCUACGGAGACAGGUUUCCUGAUGAAAACUUUAAACUGAAACACUAUGGUAUUGGUUGGGUCAGCAUGGCUAAUUCAGGUCCACAUACUAACGGUUCACAGUUCUUCAUUGCUGUGACAAGGCCCAGUUGGUUAGAUGGAAAGCAUGUAGUAUUCGGAAAAGUCAUUGAUGGCAUGUCAGUAGUACAUGCAAUAGAACUUCAGCCAACAGAUGAACGUGACCGGCCUCUUCAAGACUGUGUGAUUGCAAACAGCGGGAAAAUAGAUGUAAAAGAACCAUUUGUGGUUGAAGUAGAUGACUGGACAAGUUGACAGCAGAAUGAGCAAAACAGCAACAGGCAUCUCCUCUGGAUCAACUCUGAUAGACUAUUAAUCUAAAAAGGAUUUUGAACAAAUGGGAUGAGCUGUCACCACAAACACCUGAAGACUCUGCUGUUGCCUUUGUCCUUUGGAGAAAGUAAAGGUGUCUAGGAGAGGUGGUUUAAAUUCCUGUUAUGGUUUAUACUCUACUUUUACCAAAAGUAUUAACAGCUCCCCUUUAUCCUCUGGUCAAACUGACAUUUCAUCUUACUUAUAAAAUCUUUUGACAAAUCUUCAGUUAAUUAAUUUAUAAAACGUUUCCCAUGGGCAAUGUCAAAAUAAGUAAGACCCUCAUUCAGCACAACUUCUUUGAUGUCACAUAUUGUGUGGCUUUCCCAGGGUUCAAAAUCUGUAUCUUCUGGUCAUAUUGCACAGCAUUGUUUCCUUAGCUAUCAUCAAAAAAAUACUUGUGAGCAAUUGUCUUUCCAAAUGUUUGCACUCUGGAUAUUAUUAAUGAAAAUACCCACAGCCAUUCCUGCACAAAUAAUGAACAUAUAUAUUUUCUCUAUCCUAUUAAAUAAUUGAGUUUUGGUUGGUUGAACUGCAAUAUAUACAAAAUGUCUACCAUAUUAUUAAGAAUUUUGUUACUCAUAAUGAGGCUCUUGUUUAUUCCCUGCUAUUUAGUACUACUUUAUACAGACAUUAAAACUCUUCUUGCUUUGUAAAAAUAUUGUCCAGUUUUUGCCAUAUGUCAGUAAUUAGUUUUUAAAGGGUUGUUCCUAUUCUUAGCACAAGGCAGCUAUAAUUAUGACCCAGGUUGUAGAAAAA